Messenger RNA from Durusdinium trenchii, 983 nucleotides. The record is from the annotation of a GenBank genome assembly. Lineage: Eukaryota; Dinophyceae; Suessiales; Symbiodiniaceae.
UGGGAUCAUCAGAGCAGCUGGGCUCGUGUUUUGAUCGGAGCCAUUUGUGAGCUGAUCGGCGGCGAAGCAGGCAACAUGGCCUGCACGGCCCGAUGGAAUGAGCCUGGGCAGGCGCGAAGCCGAGCAUCUCCACAACGCCGGGCCAGUGAAGAGCGUGAACUUGUAUGGGCCCCUUGGCCCACGUUGAAGAACGAGCGGCCAACCGGUGCCAAAGGCGAGCCGAAAGCCACGCAGCCUCCGAAGACCGCGCGCGCCGAGCUGCGAAGGACGCAGCCGAGCCUCUCUCUCUUCAGUCGCCCGGGUUCACCGGGGCGGAUCUCGCCCGCCACCGCUCGGACCACGCGGCUGUCCUCACGUCCCAGCUCUCCCACUCCAAAGCAAAGCAUGCCCUUUGCCACCUUGUUGCCGCAGAGGGGACGAACGGAGGCUGUGAAGAUGAGAGCGAGUAGUACCACUGGCAACAUCAAGGUGCCCGUCUUGCGCGGAUUGGAUGCAGAGGCUGUUUCAGGUCCGUCGCAGAAGCGAAGCCGACCAGGCGAUGCCCCGGAACCGUCUCUGACACCCAGAGGCACUUGUCCAGCGCGCUUCACCACACUUGCAGAGGCAAGAUGGGCCUUCAAGACACGCGUUGGCGCAGUGGAGCAAGCAUGCAUGAGGGUGGUUGUCGAACGGAGCUUUCGGCUGACAGUCAUUUCGUCAUCUUCAGCUGAAAGAGAACGGCCGAUCCCUGCCUGGCAUAGAGCCCAGCCUGGACGUUCGCAAGGUCAGCUGAUGAUUUGGUGGCAGCCUUUUGUUUUUCAGAUGGGGUGGUCACAGUUGAUGGAUGCGCUCUAGCGCCCAAGUUCCGUGGGCAAAGCUAGGCAGUGAUGGACCUGACACCACAUAUGAUGGAGCAUGCAUGGGCUUUGCCUCAGCGGUCCAGCUAUCAAGAUGAGCGACGGAACCAGUAAGUGAAUGGGGAAUUUGGCAGCAGAGAGAACAGG